UAAAAUUACUGGCUACCGGUGAUGUAUGUUUAGUAAACGAUGAAAUUGAUGGUGUAUUUGUGAAAUGGGGUAUUUACAACGAAAAACCAACAGAAGAAGUUCCUAUAUUAUGUGCAUCUUUCGACAGUAUUGAUGGAUUAUCAAGAUCAACAUCACUUACAACUAUUGAAAUAAAAGAUGCUAAAUUGUCCAUUUUAGGCGGUACUACAGGAACACAUUUAGCUAAUGUUUUGAAACGUUGGGCAAAUUGGAAUGGUCAAGAUGGUUUGUUUAGCCGCAUGCUAUUUUUACCUGUUUGGUAUAAAGCAGCAACUCGCCCGACCGAUCUGAAGUUUAAUCCAGACCAUGCUAGUAUACCAUCAUUUGUUCAUGUUUUUAUUGUGUGUCAUUUACUUGGAUCGAUAGAAUAUCGUUUCGAUAUCACUGAUCCAUUUCAAAUAACAGCAACAGUAAGCACAUCUGCGGACAAAAUCGUCGAUGAGAAUAGUGCUUAUUACUAUGUAUUUAAUAAAGUUGCUGAUCAAACUGACGUAUUGCUUGAUCCACAGUUUAAAAAUUUAUCCCCGCAUAUUGCAUCGUUUUAUGCUAAAGCAAGUGAUGUUUAUCCACGUAUUUGUGUUUUACUUAAAUUAUAUAAAAAUAUUGUAUCUAUUUUAAAUGAAUUACAAAAUAUUAUUGAUUUUGAUGAUACCUUUAGUGAAAAUGGUGUUAAUACACAAAAAUUUAUAGCUGCAGCAGUUAAAGCAAUAGAUAAUUUGUUUUUAUCUACUGCAAUACAAUCUGCCAAAUCUGGUAUGCCAGUUCUGUAUAUUGAUAAAAAAACAUGUCAACAAGCAUGGGAAUAUUAUUUGUUUAUCUUUGAUUCAAUGAGGUCAAUCUUUAAUAUUGAUACAAUAGUGGAUAUAAAUGAAACACAACGUGAUCAGGCUGUUAUCAUCGCUGCUCAUUGUAAAACAAUAUUACAAUAUCCUUAUACGUUUUUUUCAACGUCGAUGAUAGCUGGUUAUGAUCGUCAUGACUUAAAAGUAUGUGGACCAUUUAAAAAGCAUCCAGAACAUUUUCAUGCAUGUGAACAAGUGCUGAUUGCUGAUGGUCUACUAUUCAGAGAAAAAUUUCUAGUUAAUUGUGAAAUAGCAUUUCAUAAAGUUCCACCACCGGCAGUCUGUACACCAGUGUCGUUGAAGAAAUUGAUAUGGAGAUGA
Messenger RNA from Didymodactylos carnosus, 1202 nucleotides. The record is from the annotation of a GenBank genome assembly. Lineage: Eukaryota; Metazoa; Rotifera; Eurotatoria; Philodinida; Philodinidae.